UCGACGUCGUCAUCAUCAUGGUAAUGUUCUCAACCUUCAUCUUUCUAAAUCUCAUCAUGUCCGGCUAAUCUUCUAGUUGCUCCGGAUUUGAUGAACCCUAAUAUGUUUUACAUGGAUUGAGUGGUAUCUUUUUGAUAUAGACAAGAGUACUAGUACACGAAGUCUCUGUGGAUACGACCUUGCUUCCUGCUAUAUUACCUUAGAACGAUAGGUACCCUUGCCUAUUUUUCCUGUGUUAGUUUCGGGCGAUCAGUUAUCCUGGGAUAGAAUGAAAUUUAAUGCGUUGGUGUGAGUUAAUAUUUGUUGGUCAUCCUUGGAUUCUAUUACGAGUGAGUUGGAUACAAUUUACCUACUCUUUAUCGGACGUAGUGUGUUACCUCUGUUUAUGUUGUGUGGAUACUAUUAUGAGCCUAUUGGAAUAUUUACUGAAGUAUUGUGGAUAAUAGCCCGUUGGAUUAUAGUGUGGAUACUUGUUUGGAGCCAUCAGAUACUAUUGUUAGAUUCAUUGAUAUGAGUUAGCUUAUGUUUACGGUUAUGCAUUUUCUUUAAUAUUUGUUUUUUGCAGGGAUGUUUGUAGGUUUCAAUCAUCACCGACAAACUUGAGUGUUUGACGCUUGUUUGUUAUAUGAAGAGACAACUCCUUCUUUUGAAUGGUUUUUUGAAGCAUUUAGUCGAUGCAUGAAGAGGAAACUCCUAGUGACCAUCUUCACGGAUCAAGGACGCCGGUAUGGCAGUUGCCCUUAGAAAGGAGUGGCCUACUGUGUUUCAUGCCCUAUGUACUUGGAACAUCCUCAUGAAUGCCAAGAAGCAUCUUCGUAAAGACAAGGCAUUUUAGAAGAAGUUUCAAAAUCAUCUUGCUUAUCUUUUCUACUACGUCGACAGCGAGGCCGAGUUUCAUGAGGGAUGGAGUAGCACGGUUGCUGAUUGUUUUCCUGGAAGUGAAACCGUGGAUGGCCACCAAUGGAUGCAAUAUUUGAAGAAAUUUCGUCAUCAAUGGUGUUCCUUGUAUUUGAGAGAUCAAUUCACAGUGGGGAUGUUGACAACGCAAGCUAGCGAGUAGUGAAAUGCACAAGUGCGACUCUUCUUGAAACGGAGGCAUAAUCUCGACGAGUUUUUCAUCCAGUUUACCUGGUAUGUGAUGAGAAUACUACUUUGCUCUUGUAGGAUAUUAUUUAUCACCUUAUGGAUAUUGAGCCGCGAUGUGAUGUUAUUGGUACGUAAUAGUGUGAUUUAAUUUUGUGUUGUUUGGAUAUUUUUAUGUUAUAUAUGGAUAUCAUAUAAGGCAAUCAACAUUUUGGUUUUCUUCAUACAUGCAGUUUGUUGGCUGAAAAAGGCGCAAAGAGACUGAGUCUGACUACAAUGGGAAACAAUCGGCCCCUUACAUAUUGUUGGAGAAAAGCUCGAUCCUCCAACAUGCUACCAUGAUCUUCACAUUUAAAAUCUUCUACCGGAUUCAAGGGCAGUAUCUAAAAAUUGAAGACUAUCUAAUUGAGCUUGUCCCAAAUACUAGGGAUGAUGGCUUCAUCAGCUACCUUACAUAUAAGAUAGAGGAUGGUGAGCGUAGCGAUGAACGUGUCACUCUUGUCGAUAUUUCUACGGCCACAUUGGUAUGAGAAUGUAGGAUGUUUAGAACUUUCGGGGUGUUAUGUCGGCAUAUGCUUAAGGUGAUUCGAUUGCUUGGAGAUUUUGGGAUCGAUAGUAUGAGGACUAUUCCAGAUCAUUACAGACUCAAGCGAUGGACAUUGGAGGCGAGAAGGAAAGAGGUUGUUGAUGCUGAUGCUUCAGUUGGUCCUUCAUGGCGAACAGAACUUCCAAGCGCCUUAAAUCGAUCUCCAACACCAUUGGAGCUCGGGAGAAGCUUGGAGAAGUGCCGAUUGAUUACCAGAAGCAGAUUUUCAUCCUUCACAGAAUGAUUUCCGCAUCUGAAGCAAAUUUCUCUUCUCUCUCUAUGGAGUAAUUUCUCUCACUCACCUGGGUAUGAAGAACCCUAGAUUUGUAUAUUAGGUUUGGUUGUAUGAACCCAAUUACAAGUUCUUUGAUACUGAGUAUGUUCAAUUGAGGCAUGAUUUUCUGAAUUGCUUGGAUCCUGAUCAAAUUCCUAUAGUUCCUGCUUCGACCUAGAAAGAGAAUAUAUGCCUAGGUUGAUAGAGCACCCUUGUAAUUGAAGGUAGUGAAUUGAUGACUUUAGUCGAGGACUUGGUUCACUAUUCUGUACUGGAUUAACUCCAGAGAGGAGGUUUGGUAUGUUAGGGCCUCAAUCUGUUUACUUCGGUGCAGGUUAGUGCCCGCUGGGAAUUCAGAUUGAGAGGGUCUGGAGACCUUUAGUCGAGACUUCAGACUACCUAAGAACCUUCCGCAGUAUAAUUAUCAUUGAAAUUGGACUGGGUGAAUUACAACUUGGCUUAACUGUAGUCUAGGGGGAACCACAUCUGGGUGACCUCUCUCAAACUUGGAACACAACCUUUGCUGCUUUUGUUUGCUAGUUUAAUUGGAACUUCACUACAGUUGAACCGCUAAAUAAUAAGAAUUUCACGGA
This is a messenger RNA of Linum trigynum, 2536 nucleotides long. NCBI's taxonomy places the organism in Eukaryota, Viridiplantae, Streptophyta, Magnoliopsida, Malpighiales, Linaceae. The record is from the annotation of a GenBank genome assembly.